Molecule: messenger RNA, 2248 nt
Organism: Aedes aegypti (yellow fever mosquito)
Lineage: Eukaryota; Metazoa; Arthropoda; Insecta; Diptera; Culicidae
Product: E3 ubiquitin-protein ligase Mdm2
Exons: 5
Coding region: 208-1707 (499 amino acids)
Source: RefSeq, a predicted model, not a curated record
AAUAUUUAACCGUGUUAGGUACGCUCUUUGGCUCAAAUUGUACGAAUGAAAAAUUUCCAUUCCUGCUGUGUAAUUCGUGUUCGUCUAGUUAGUGGUCUGGUAAUCUACAGAAAAUACUAGCAAUAUCCAGUAAAUAGUUUAGCAGUGCAGACAUAUUUUCAUAUUUUAUGAAAGUGCGCAGUGAUUUGUUGUCUAGAGCGAUUAAAUAUGAAUUCUUGUGAAUUGAAAACUAUCGGCUGGAAUACAAAGAAACGUUGCAGCAGUGAAGUAGCAGAACUAAUAGCACCGUCGAUUCCAGAUGUGGCGAGUUUCUCUUACAUUACAUUGGCCAAGGAAAGUCCAAACCGAGUGCUAGAAUCUGAUGAGGACAAUUAUAACAGCUUUAAUGAACAAGAAACAGAUAUCUGCCACGAUUCUAGCGACAUAUCUGAUAGCGAUACUGAUUCGCAAUGUUCAAGCAUAUCACAACCCUCGUUAGAUGAUGGACGUGUUGAUACGAUAGCCACCAUGGAAGUUGUUGAAUAUGAGGUAGCAAGUGCAACUGAAUCAGAGGAUGACUACUCGUCGGAUGUAUCCUCUGGAACUGAAGAUUAUAUGUUGGCAGCAUUUGCACAAGCGGUUGCAGAUAAUUCAUCCGCAUCUGAAUUCGCCAUUCUUGCGGACACAGAAGAGUCGGAUAGUCAGUCGUCUUACGAUAGUGAUUUUUCUCCGGCUGAUUACUGGAAAUGUGUCAAAUGUAACAAUAAACAAAACAAUCCCAUGUAUCGUUACUGUGAGAGGUGCUAUCAGGUACGUAAAAGUUUAUUUCCUCCGCGUCCAAAGCAGAAGCGUAAAAUACGAUCUAAAGAGGAACUUUCUGAUAGCAGCACAUCGUCAUCAUCGGAAAGACUAUUGUCUAAUAUUUCGACAAAUAUAGUUAAAUUAGAUUCUAGUAAAUUCCAUGGGAAAAAUAUCAGUUUAAGCGGAAAAAUAUCCUUAAGUAGAGCAACAGACAGCGACAGUGGAAACGACAUUGUCAUUGAAAAAACUGUUUUAUUUCAAAAACAAUUGAGUGACACUGACACUGAAAAGAAAAGCAAAAUAACGCAGAAGCGAAAAAUUUCAGAUGAUUUAAAUUGUAAUGGUUUUAAAAAACGGUUUGAGAGCCAAGAAGGAUUACCCGCAAAAAUUGAUAGUAAAAAUCAGCAACUACAGUUGGAUGUUUUCAAAGAUUCUGGUUUUAGUUCGUCGUCAAGUCAAGAGUACACACUAAUUACAGAAGAAAAACUUGUUUACGGUGAAAUUUCUUCUCAAGAAACAAUAGAUUCCAUUAGAGAUGAUUGUCCCAUAGUUACAAAUAUUGAUAACGUUGAAAUUUUAAAGCUUAAAGCAUCUUAUCCGAAAGAUAAACAACGCUAUCCAACUCUAUCACAGGUUUCGUGCUUAUCAGCAGAUUCCGUAUUAUUUUCACGUAAAAAUGAUACUGAUGCCAGUGUUUUGCGCGAAUCACAAUCUUCAGAUUUUAGCAAACUUAUUUCCAAUUCUGAAAUCAAUUUAGGUUCCUGUAUGUUUUGCCUAUCUGAACCUAAAAAUAGCGUUUUUGUUCACAGUAACUUUGUGCAUCUUUGUUGCUGCUAUAAAUGCGCCAUGAAAGUUUGGAAGCAACGAAAAUCUUGCCCAAUUUGUAACUGCAAGGUGAAAAAUGUGAUGAAACUUUUUGUUCAUUGAAAACGUGACUUUUGUGAAGUUUACAUAGCUAAUGAUGGCCUUUUGCUUAGGACCAACUGCAGCCCUAUCUUAAUAUGAAAGGAAUGAAAAUAGGCUUACUACAUGUGGAAUAUCAAGCAGGCACGAUGAUACUCUAUGCCCAGGGAAGUCAAGGAAAUUUCCUUUACGAAAAGAACCUACCGACCGGGAAUCGAACCCAGACACCUUCAGCAUGACUUUGCUUUGUAGCCGCGUACUCUAACCACUCGGGUAAGGAAGGGAAAGAGAGCGAACUUCACUCCUUUGAGAAAUUAGAAAACAACAGUGCCAGUACCUGUCAAAAUUUUCCUCGAUUUCCUCUUCGUUACCAACGAACUUAAGGUAACACACGAUGAACUCACUGUGGCAUCCAUGAACAAUCUAUGUUAAAACCAUCGUUAAAAAAAUCUGUUUUAAUAUCAUAUCGAUCUAUCGGCAUGUUGAUACACUUUCAGUUCAUCUCUGUCCGAUAGAAUGGGAUUCAUAAUCCCAAAACUACAAAAUUGAUCAUUUUUCAUGAAAA